AUUCUCACGAGUCGGAUUCUAUGUCAGUUACGUUUUUUGCAAUAAUAAUGAAGGUUUUCGUUAGUGUCUUGGUUCUUUUUGCUGUGGCAACCUAUUGCAAGGCUGGCUACAUUGGCAGCGGUUGGAAUGGAGGAGGGUGGUCAUCUGGAUUGGGAAGUUAUGGAGGAGGCGGUUAUGGAGGAGGCUAUGGGGGUGGUUGGAGAUCUGGCGGAUGGAACAGCGGAUAUGGUGGUGGAGUUAAAGUGAUCAAAGUAAUCGCACCUAGCAGUGGAUAUGGAAGUGGGUGGAACUCUGGGUACGGUGGUGGAUGGAAAUCAGGGGGAUAUGGAGGCGGGUACAGAAAUGGAUAUGGAGGUGGAUGGAACAAGGGUCAUGGUGGUGGAUGGAGCUCAGGGGGCUGGUGGUGAACGAUUAUAUUUCUACUCUGUGCUGUCCAUUGACGUCUAACAAUUAUUGUAUAUAUGCUGAAUUAUCCCCCAUUGGAAACCAAAUGUGAUAUAAAUAAAUUUUAUUCUGAUCUA
Molecule: messenger RNA, 521 nt
Organism: Leptinotarsa decemlineata (Colorado potato beetle)
Lineage: Eukaryota; Metazoa; Arthropoda; Insecta; Coleoptera; Chrysomelidae
Source: RefSeq, a predicted model, not a curated record